Molecule: messenger RNA, 831 nt
Organism: Rhodofomes roseus
Lineage: Eukaryota; Fungi; Basidiomycota; Agaricomycetes; Polyporales; Fomitopsidaceae
Exons: 4
Source: RefSeq, a predicted model, not a curated record
AGUCAAGGUGCUGAUCCCGAGUCUGACAGUGAACAGCCAUCUCGCAAACGAGAUCGCAAAAGCCGUAGUCUUCGCACGUUGACCGACACGCGUCGGAAGGUUACAAAAUUGGCCUAUAACCAUUUUAAGCUAUUGUUUAUUACAGAAGACCCUUGGGUCUCCUGGACUGAAGCCGAUGAAUAUGCUGACGAUGCUUGGGAGGUCGCGUGUGUUGAGCUCCAGUAUGAUCUUGACGAGCUGCAACCAGAUACCACAAGCCGCGGCUUAAUCAAGGAUCGCAUUACGCAAUUACGCGGUGCGAUGAAGACAGUAGCUCGUGGGUUGCUUGCUGCACAGUAUGGUUUCAAAGAUGGCCGCUCAGAGGCAAUCCAAGCACACAACCGGGAGCUUGUAGCAUGUCUGAAGGCUGGUAACAACCGGCCGUUCUCACACAUCGAUCCUCGCAAUCCAACCACUGCAUGCCGUAACCCUAUAUUUGCUGAUAUACUGGCGAAAACGUGCAAGUGGUUUGCGGACACAAAGGGAGACGGUUAUCGCUACAAGCAAUACUUCACGCCGGGGAAGCACAUGCAGGUUCUGAUAGCCCAGUUGUUGACGACGGUUGAAUGUGUGAUUGACGAAUGGAAGACAGGAUCUCUCAAGGAAUUAGAAUUCCGAGAGAAUCCGUAUUCUGGUAUAUAUGCAAAGCAUCUGGCGUGGCUCGUCGAGUGGGAGAGAUACUCAAGUAACCUGUCGAAGGCUGACGUCCGCAUGCAGGAAGACUUAAUCCGCUCACUCCGGUACGUGUUGACAUGUCGAGUAUCAUUUAAGUUUACUCAUGAUCAUGAGUAG